CGCCAUUCCCCUCCAUCUCUCAACGAGAUACCUCACGACCUUUGACGAUGGCCUCCGUUACACCCACGUCGGCUCUUCCGCCGCCAGUGGCACCUCCAUCCGCGACCAACGGCGACGUCGAGAUGACCGCACCCAGCGCCAACGGAGAUGACGAAGAAGAAGAUCCCAACAAGGUUCCCGAUGACGCCGUCGAGACGCUGUAUAUCCACAACCUGAACGAGUCUGUACGAAUACCAAUCCUAAAAGAAACCCUUCUGAACCUCUUCAAGUCGUACAAACCCAUCGCUCCCGUCAUCGCUCACCGAAAUCUGCGGAUGCGAGGACAAGCUUUCAUCAGCUUCCCUGACCGGGAGACGGCUCACAAGGCGAAGAAGGAGGUCGCCGGCUUUCCCCUGUACGGAAGGCCUUUGCAAAUCUCGUUCUCUCGAACCAACACGGAUGCAGCGGUCAGCAAGUUUAACGGGGACGAGGCAUUGGUGGCACACAAGGCCGAGCGCGCAGCCAGGAAGAAGAUUUCUAGGAGGAAGAACCCACUGCGACAAAAGGCUCAAGCCAAGCUCAAGGCCGCUGCUGCGGACUCGAGUGCAACGGGUCAACCGAUUGCCAAUGCUCCCCGACGAACCAUCCAGAUGCCCGACGAAUACCUCCCGCCCAACAAGGUCUUGUUCCUGCAAAACCUGCCCGAGGGCACAACAAAGGAGGAUCUGCAAGACGUCUUCGAGCAACACCCCAACCUUAUCGAAGUCCGUCUUAUCCCUACCAAGCGAGACAUUGCCUUCGUGGAAUACGCCGACGAGGCCAGUUCGACGGUGGCCAAGGAUGCUCUGCACAACUUCAAGAUCGACGGCGAGACCAAGAUGAAGGUUACGUACGCGAGAAAGUAAAUGCGGAUUUGGUUUUGGGUCCAUGGGAAGAGAUUACGCAUCAUCAUAUUGUAUGUUUAUCAAGACUCGCGAUCAUAUCGUAUGUGUUUUUACAAGCCUUUUGGCAUUCCGUAUGGCCCUAUGAUGGGAGCUCUAUAUUG
Molecule: messenger RNA, 1024 nt
Organism: Filobasidium floriforme
Lineage: Eukaryota; Fungi; Basidiomycota; Tremellomycetes; Filobasidiales; Filobasidiaceae
Product: RNA binding protein
Exons: 8
Coding region: 48-884 (278 amino acids)
Biological process (GO): mRNA splicing, via spliceosome
Cellular component (GO): U1 snRNP
Molecular function (GO): U1 snRNA binding
Source: RefSeq, a predicted model, not a curated record